AUGGCUCCAAAGAAGACUGACAUCAAGUCUCGCUCUGCCGUUCGCAAGUCCCAGGCUACGAACUAUAACUUCAAAGACGAAGACACAAUGCUCAUCUGGAAGGCUUUCAAGAUGACCAACAAAGAGAUCAGCCUCGCUGUUCUAGCCGAGGAUCUCAACCUCAACGUUAGUGCAGCUCGCAUGCGCUGGACUCGACUCAAGGCUAAACUCGAGGCCAUCGAGAAAAAGGCAAAUGACAACAAGACUGCUACGGCCGCUGACGCUGUCGCCCCUGCAUUUGCCUCUGCCUCUGCCCCUGGCGAUACCACCAUGGAGGACGUUGACGACCCCGAGGAGUUUAAAGCUGCCAGCAAUGAUGAGGAUGAGAAGUGA
Penicillium robsamsonii is the source of this 372-nucleotide messenger RNA. RefSeq lists its product as uncharacterized. Lineage: Eukaryota; Fungi; Ascomycota; Eurotiomycetes; Eurotiales; Aspergillaceae. Bases 1 to 372 code for a protein of 123 amino acids. The transcript has 2 exons. The record is from RefSeq and is a predicted model, not a curated record.